AUGGCACCCAAGCAAAAGAUCAUCAUCGACACCGACCCAGGUGUCGAUGAUAUCCUGGCCAUGCUCCUAGCAUUCUCAGCUACGCCCGAAGAGAUUGAAGUUCUCCUAAUCUCUUUGACGUUUGGCAACAUCGACGUACAGAACUGCCUAAGAAAUGCAGUUUCGCUGUUUCAUCACAUGGAAAGAGAGAUUGAAUGGAGAAGCAAGAACGGCAAAGAGUUAGGUUUCCAGACUUUGAGAGCUUCGAAGCCUCUUGUUGCCGUUGGUGCCGAAGAGCCUCUGACAGAGCAGCUUAUGAUGGCCGAUUUCUUCCCUCAAACGGCUGACUUGACUGAAGNNCACCCUCAUCUGACCCCUCAGGAGACAUGGAAAAUGCUCUUCGAGGCCGCUGGAGGAGCACCUCUGUCACCGGGUGCGACCAGGACUUCUCAGCAAGUCCGCGAGGCUUCCAUGUUCAAACCUUCCCAGCGUCGUUCUCACGAAGAGAUCCUGCGUCUGUUGAAAGAGAAUGAGCCAGACACUAUCACCAUUGUCGCAAUCGGACCUCUGACCAACCUAGCCAUCGCUGCGGCUCAAGAUCCUGAGACGUUCUUACGCGUGAAGGAAGUGGUCGUCAUGGGAAACACCAUCAACGAGCCAGGCAAUGUACGAAAGCUCCCUCCCCUAUCCACUCAUCCGNUGACCCCGGUGGCCGAGUUUAACACAUACGCCGAUAGCAUUGCCACGGCCCGUGUGUAUGCACUUACUUCGCCUACCCCAAACACGACUAUUCCUCCUUCGCCUCCUGCUCCGCCUGGUUCGCAGUCACUGCCUCACUUGGCACCUUAUCCGGCAAAGCUGUCGAGACAGCUCAAGCUUACCGUGUUCCCUCUCGAUAUCACAACACCUCAUAAGAUCACGAGGGGCCAGGUCAAACAGACGAUUCAGCCUUUGAUUGAGGCUGGGUCGCCCUUGGCAGAGUGGACCGCAGCGUUCCUGAACUCGACAUUUGAUAAGGUUGAAUCGUUGAUGAAAGGCAUCAGUGGUGACUCUGUUGGCCUUGAACUGCACGAUCCGCUGUGUAUCUGGUACGCGCUCACCCACGACGAUGCAGGUUGGAAGAUCAAGAAGGACGAGGAUAUCAGAAUCGAAACGACUGGUCAGUGGACUCGUGGUAUGACGGUUGUGGAUAGACGAGGCAGAAAACAGCGAGCCCCAGACGACGGCGAGGGUGAGAUACCUGGCGAUGCAGGCAACUGGCUCAGCCCCAAUGCAGGCAAUCGAGUUGGAAGAUGCGUACAGUCGCCCGGUGUCGACCUCUUCGCGCCGUACCUGUUACGAAGAAUCUUUCGCGCAUGA
Aureobasidium uvarum is the source of this 1338-nucleotide messenger RNA. Lineage: Eukaryota; Fungi; Ascomycota; Dothideomycetes; Dothideales; Saccotheciaceae. The record is from the annotation of a GenBank genome assembly.